AUAACGUACGCCGAAGUGAAAAAUGGUAUCUACCGGCCAAAUCGCAAAAAAGCUCCUGGACCCAGCCAGAUCAACUACACAGCUCUCCGAUGGGCCUGGGAGGCUGCAUCAGAAUAUAUCUACUUACUGAUCUCACGUUGCGCAAAUGUAGGUUACCAUCCCAUUGCCUGGCGACGCACAAUCGCAGUGGCUCUACGAAAGCCCCGAAAACCAGACUACUCGAACCCGAGAGCUUACAGACUCAUCCAGUUGGAGGAAUGUCUCGGAAAAGUCCUCGAAAAUGUACAGGCAAGUAGACUAGCAUAC
This is a messenger RNA of Suillus clintonianus, 306 nucleotides long. RefSeq lists its product as uncharacterized. The annotation marks the transcript as partial. The transcript has a single exon. The record is from RefSeq and is a predicted model, not a curated record. Lineage: Eukaryota; Fungi; Basidiomycota; Agaricomycetes; Boletales; Suillaceae.